Molecule: messenger RNA, 937 nt
Organism: Haliotis rubra (blacklip abalone)
Lineage: Eukaryota; Metazoa; Mollusca; Gastropoda; Lepetellida; Haliotidae
Product: C-factor-like
Exons: 3
Coding region: 17-823 (268 amino acids)
Source: RefSeq, a predicted model, not a curated record
CGCCAUAUCGACCUACAUGUCCGGUGUAUGUGGAUUACAGUCAGAUGUGUGGAGAGUCAUGUCAACACUAUCGGUAGAAUCUGUCUUCAUCACUGGGAGCAGCAAAGGGGUUGGUCUUGGUCUUGUGAAAGCCUUCCUGGAACUUCCCAACCCACCCAAGCACAUGUUUGCGUCUUGCAUUGACCCUGACAACGACGAGGCCACGGAGUUGAGAGAAGUAACCUCACAAAAUCCCAGUGUUACGUUGAUCAAGCUGGAUGUGCGAUCUGACGCUGACAUCGCCAACGCCGUAACAACAGUGCAACGUGUCCUGGGAGAGAGAGGGUUAAACUUACUUAUUAACAACGCUGCCAUCAACUCACAGUUGUAUGGACUGGAGGCAUUGACAAGGGAGGAGAUCAUGAGUCACUGUGAUUGUAAUGUAGCAGGUCCGCUCCUCGUAUCACAAGCGCUGCUUCCUUUACUAAGAAAAGCAUCCAAACAAAACGAAAGUAAACCUCUCGGAUGUAACAGGGCAGCCAUUGUCAACCUCUCUACUGGCCUCAUCAAAUCAACGUACUGGUUACCAGAUGAACGUCGAUAUUCCUACAUACUGACCAAAUCAGCCAGCGCCAUUGCUACUGUCAUGAUGUCCCGGGAACUGUUUCCUGAUGGUAUCCUCGUGGUGGGGAUGAGCCCUGGGUGGGUGAAGACUGAAAUGGGGGGACCCAGCGCACAGAUCACCGUGGAAGAAAGCGCUAAAUCAUUUUUGGAAAGACUGGGUAUAUUGGAAGCUGAACAUCGUGGUAUGAUUUUUUUCAAAUCUUCAGCCGUUACCAUUUAAUUUGUCAGUUGUGGGUUUGGUGUGAGUGAUGCUUGAAGUAGAUCGAAUGUUUUUGAUGCAAUACUCUAUCAAAUAAAUUGACUCUACUUCACAAAUAAAAACAUCGUCAUCGUU